Messenger RNA from Neospora caninum, 759 nucleotides. RefSeq lists its product as uncharacterized. Gene Ontology annotation, biological process: vesicle fusion; vesicle-mediated transport. Gene Ontology annotation, cellular component: SNARE complex; late endosome membrane; Golgi apparatus. Gene Ontology annotation, molecular function: SNAP receptor activity; SNARE binding. The record is from RefSeq and is a predicted model, not a curated record. Bases 1 to 759 code for a protein of 252 amino acids. Lineage: Eukaryota; Apicomplexa; Conoidasida; Eucoccidiorida; Sarcocystidae. The transcript has a single exon.
AUGGACCCGUCGGGCUCGGCAGAGUCUUUGUCGACGCUGUAUCCAGCGUGUACGGCGUGUCGCAAGCGGGUCGACGCGUUGCUGGCUUCGUUCGAAGCGCCGCUCGCCGGUGCGGCGGCCGGCGCGUCUCCCGCGUCCGUCGCCGCGCAGCAACAGCUGAUGGCUCUGACGCAGCAACUCGCCCGCGAGGUCGCCCGGCUGGAGUCGGUUUUCGAGCGCGAGCGCGCGACGCUCCCCUCGCAGCAGGCGGCGCUUUGGCGGCGGCGCAUCGCCGUCUUGCGCGAGGACACACACGCCGUCCAGAACGCCGUGGACGUGCAUCUGGGUUCUGUACACCGCCGACAAGUCGAGGAGCGGCGACAGAGAGAAGCGCUCUUCGACGCUCGCCGGUUCCGGGGCGCCGAGGAGACGCGCGCCGCCGAGCUGAGUUUCGCGCGGGAGCGCGAGAAGCUCGAAGAAAGCCGUUCGGCGCUGGACGCGAUUCUCGCUCAGGGCCGCGGCGUCCUCGACAAGAUGGUGCACCAGAACAGCGUGUUGAAAAGCGCCAAGCGAAAGAUCCUCGACAUGACCACCUCAGCGGGUCUCUCCGCAAGCGUUCUCGGCGCGGUUUCGCGGCGAGAAGCGACCGACCGCCGCCUCGUCUGGGGCGGAAUGCUCUUCACCCUCCUCUUCUUCUUCCUCCUCUACCGAUACGUCCACGGGAACGGCAGCGAUGCAGCAGAGACAGCCUGGGAAUCCGCCGCAGCGCCUGACGCGUGA